This is a messenger RNA of Oryzias latipes (Japanese medaka), 1454 nucleotides long. RefSeq lists its product as uncharacterized. Lineage: Eukaryota; Metazoa; Chordata; Actinopteri; Beloniformes; Adrianichthyidae. The record is from RefSeq and is a predicted model, not a curated record. Gene Ontology annotation, molecular function: transmembrane signaling receptor activity. Gene Ontology annotation, cellular component: plasma membrane.
AUUUACAGAACAUGCAGGGAAAUAAUGGAUAGCAAAGACUGCUGGGACACAUCAAAUUACAAACAAUCAUUCAUAAAGUAAAAGACGAGAAUGACACGAUCUACUGAGAGCUAGAAUGAUGAAAUAUGAGUUAUGUAAUUGGAGGAGGAGCUUCAGCUUUAAGGAAACAGAGAAGUUCCUGUUUUAGCAGUAAAAGAAGAAAAGCUCCAUCAUUCUCCAUCAGGCAGCAUGAGAGUCUGUCAGAGUCUGAUCUGUUGUCUCUUCCUGACAGCUCUGCAGGACAGAGACUCUCUUGUUGAUGCAGAAACCAACAUCUACACAAAACGUGAAGGAGAAGACAUCACUGUUAGAUGUUAUCUUAAAUUUUCAGGGAGCAGAAAGCUGCUCUGUAAGGAAACAUGUGAAGAAGGAAACAUUCUCAUAGACACAACUAGUAAUGAAGAUCAGAGAGGAAGAUACAGCAUUAAAUAUGAAUAUCACCUUAUUGGAUCAAGUAUUUUAGAUGUGACGAUCACUAAACUCACAAAGUCAGACUCAGGUUGGUACAGAUGUAAGUUAUGUGAAGGAUGGAGUCCAGAUUCAGAAGACAACUUAAAAUUAAUCGUUACAGAAGCUUCAGUAACUUCAGCUCCAACCAGGACUGUAGAACUUUCUCCUACAACACAGAUCUCCUCUAUUAUGACAACAACAACAACAACAACAACAGCAACAACAACAGCAACAACAACAAGGAGUUUAAACUCUACAUCAUCUUCACAUCAAACCAAAAAUCAAGACAGAUCAGGUCUGCUGCUGUAUGUGGGUCUGACUCUGGUGGGCUUGAUCUCCAUGUUUUCAGUAGCUUUGCUGAUUUUCUGCAGGAGUCGGAGAUUCAAGCAGAAAAAGGCUCCUUCUUCAGAAACACAGUGUUCUAACGUCACUCUGCCCAACCAGGAGUACGAGGAGAUCAGGGAGAACAUGUCGCCUCCUUUGGUAAUAUCUACAGUGUACUCUAACGUAAAAUAUAAGAAAGGAAAGAAAUCUGACGGCAAACAUGUGUACAGUGUCUUCGACUAUCCUCAGGGCAAUGUUGAAGACUCCUCCACUGAAUACUCUAUGAUCCAAUUCCCCAACUCCACUUCACCCAGCAGCGCCCCUUGUGGUCACAUAGAAAAUGACAUUUACUCAUCUGUUUAGCUUGAUGUGAACUCCACCAACACAGAUGAUGCUUCACCUCCUCUGUACUCUGCUGUUACUCUACAUUAAACCACAGUCUGGAUGUUUGUGACAUGCAGAUCCUGUGAAAGUCAGAGGAAUAGGAAAAGCCUGUAGAGGGUCCAAGUCCUGUAUCUUCAGAGAAAAAAAUCCCAGAUCAGCCACCCUGCUUGAGUUUUUAUGUUUUCUUGGCUUUCAGAUUACUACGGAGCCCAUGUCCUGACAUUAAGAUAUUAAAAUAUAUCUUGUUCCCACAGAUU